UCCAUAAUUUUGGUUCUUCUCCAUUUCUGAUUUUUCAUAAAUCAAGGAACACCAUUCACAAAAUUCCAAAGCCAAAAAAUGUUCAGAUCGGUGAGCACCAGCAGAGUUUCCGAUGACAGUUACUACAGUAUCAACAAUCAAUCACCGACGUCAAAGGCAGUAUCACCGGCGCUCAGAGCAUUAGCUUUGGAAGCCAACGAAUUGCCGCAGUACGAACCUUCGCCCUCCUCUACAACGUCUAAGAAGGAUAGAUUUGGGCGUGUUCGAUUCUCGGAAAAAGUUGUUCAUCUUAUCCCUCUCGUUCUCCUCUUUUGUGCUCUCGUUCUCUGGUUCUUUUCAAAUCCAGACAUUAACAUGCCGAUCAAAAAUGAACUAAUUGCUGCAAGAAUUAAAGGAGGACCCAAACGUCAUGCCGAUAAAUCUGCUACGACUCGAUUAGAAAAUCCACAUUCAGACAUGGUUGAUCUUCGAAUAUCUACGCACAAAGGCGGUCACAAGCUCGACACAAGUUUAGGAAACUAGCUGCUUGCUCAAAAUUCCCCCAUUUUUUGACUUAUCAUUACUCAAAUUCAGUUAUUUGUUGUUAACGCCUUCCUUUUCUUACUUCAAUUGUAAGGUGAUGUUUUUCUCUAA
This is a messenger RNA of Cynara cardunculus var. scolymus (artichoke), 633 nucleotides long. RefSeq lists its product as uncharacterized. Bases 79 to 522 code for a protein of 147 amino acids. The transcript is spliced from 2 exons. NCBI's taxonomy places the organism in Eukaryota, Viridiplantae, Streptophyta, Magnoliopsida, Asterales, Asteraceae. The record is from RefSeq and is a predicted model, not a curated record.